AUGGGAUUAGUGGUAGACCAACCGAAGCAAGGAGGAGGGAACUCGAACGAUGGCAAUACAGCCAGGAGGUUUUUUGUUGAGCGUUCAAAAUCUGCGUCUAUAACGGGCCUAGAUCCUGACAUCAUAAAAAGAUUUGCCAAUAUACUUAGAGUAAUAUCUUGCGAAUUUAGUGUAAACUACGCUAAUUUAAAAAAAUACUGCAUCGAAGCUGCAAAAAUGUGCAUACAACUGUAUGACUGGUAUAAAAUGAGUGCAUCUGUGCACAAACUGCUAAUACACGGAGCAGACAUAAUCAAGGAGCUGCCUUUACCUGUAGGAUUAUUUUCUGAAGAUGUGUUGGUGACUAAUCAGAAGGAAUCAAAAGUGUACGACUUUUCCAUGCUAGGAAAAUCUCCAGAAUCCAUACAAAUACAGACAUUGUGCACUGGAUGCUAA
Messenger RNA from Pieris macdunnoughi, 435 nucleotides. NCBI's taxonomy places the organism in Eukaryota, Metazoa, Arthropoda, Insecta, Lepidoptera, Pieridae. The record is from the annotation of a GenBank genome assembly.